CAGAAGAUCUUCAUGUAACUGGCUGAAAAAUGGUUCUGCAAGAUGACAGCACCAACUCUAACACUGUUAAAAUGGAGACUGUCUUCACUUUGACAUGAUGUGUGAAGUUUGUUAGCUUUUUUUUGUUUUUUUUACAGUUACUGUGGAAGGUUACAAAUGGUGUGGGUUUUUAUCAUGAAUCGAAUGAGCUCCCAGAGCAGUUCAUCCACUCAGCGUAGGCGAAUGGCUCUAGGAAUUGUCAUUCUUCUCCUCGUUGACGUGAUAUGGGUUGCCUCUUCAGAACUCAGUUCUUAUGUUUUUACAAAGUACAACAAACCUUUUUUCAGUACGUUUGCAAAAACAUCCAUGUUUGUUCUAUACCUCUUGGGAUUUAUUGUUUGGAAACCAUGGAGGCAACAGUGUACUCGUGGAUUUCGUGGAAAGCAUGCAGCUUUUUUUGCAGAUGCUGAAGGUUAUUUUGCUGCUUGUACAACAGAUAACACUGUAAACAGUUCUCUGAGUGAACCUUUAUAUGUUCCUGUAAAGUUUCAUGAUUUGCCAACUGAAAAAAAUGGCAGUAAUAAUAGUGAUGCAGAGAAAACUCCCAAAAAGCCUCGUGUAAGGUUCAGUAAUAUUAUGGAGAUUCGACAGCUCCCAUCGAGCCAUGCAUUGGAAGCAAAGUUGUCUCGUAUGUCAUAUCCAACUGUUAAGGAGCAGGAAUCAAUAUUAAAAACUGUAGGAAAACUCACUGCAACUCAAGUAGCAAAAAUCAGCUUUUUCUUUUGCUUUGUGUGGUUCUUGGCAAACUUCUCUUACCAAGAAGCUCUGUCAGAUACCCAAGUCGCUAUAGUUAAUAUCUUGUCUUCAACCUCUGGGCUUUUUACUUUAAUCUUAGCUGCAGUCUUUCCCAGUAACAGUGGAGAUAGGUUUACCCUGUCCAAAUUAUUAGCCGUUAUUUUAAGCAUUGGUGGUGUGGUACUUGUUAACCUUUCUGGAUCUGAGAAGUCUACUGGAAAAGAUACAAUAGGUUCCCUUUGGUCUCUUGUGGGAGCAAUGCUGUAUGCUGUGUACAUAGUAAUGAUAAAAAGGAAAGUAGAUAGAGAAGAUAAACUUGACAUACCAAUGUUCUUUGGUUUUGUAGGGCUGUUUAAUCUGUUGCUGCUGUGGCCAGGGUUUUUCCUGCUUCACUAUACUGGGUUUGAAGCAUUUGAGUUUCCCAAUAAGCUGAUAUGGAUGUGCAUUGUCAUUAAUGGCCUUAUUGGAACAGUUCUGUCAGAGUUCCUCUGGCUGUGGGGCUGCUUUCUUACCUCAUCACUGAUAGGCACACUUGCGCUAAGCCUUACAAUACCUCUGUCCAUAAUAGCUGACAUGUGCAUGCAAAAGGUGCAGUUUUCCUGGUUAUUUUUUGCAGGGGCAGUCCCUGUAUUUUUUUCUUUCUUCAUUGCAACUCUCUUAUGUCACUAUAACAACUGGGAUCCAGUGAUGGUGGGAAUCAGAAGAAUUUUUGCCUUUAUUUGUAGAAAACAUCGAAUUCAGAGAAUGCCGGAAGAAAGUGAGCAGUGUGAAAGUCUCAUUCCUAUGCACAGUGUUUCACAAGAUGGAGACAGUUGUUGUUCAUAGACAAAAGUUUAAAAAUGGAAUGAUGCCCAGCGAAGAGACAAUCUUCUGGAAAAGUCCCUAAGGAAUGAUGUUUCAGUGCCUAUUCUGAAUUUAGUAAAAAUAAGAAGUUUCAGUUCUUUUGAAACUCUAAACUUUUCCUCUUUCUUGCUUUCAUCUGGUUUUAUAAAUGAACAAAUUUACUACAUACCUAUCACCAUAGGGAGUCUUAGUCCAUCUGAGCAACCAACCUGCCUUAUAACACUGAGCUGGUGAAGUUACUUCACAAAAUCAAGAAAACAAAUGCUGUUAAGUAAUUUCUUUCUUUUUUUAACUCACAAUUUUGUUAAAUGCUGGACAAAAUUUUAAAAAAUACUUUCAAAUGAGUUAUGUAAAUAAAUUUGCAGGUCAUCAAGUCUUACAGGCUUUCAGAUGAAAAGCUAAAUAGAUGUUACCUGUAGUAGGUACAAAUUAACUUUUUUAUGUUGUAUAAACUAUUUGCAUAUUAAUAGAAGAAAAUAGAGAAAUAAUUUAU
Molecule: messenger RNA, 2110 nt
Organism: Aptenodytes forsteri (emperor penguin)
Lineage: Eukaryota; Metazoa; Chordata; Aves; Sphenisciformes; Spheniscidae
Gene: SLC35F5
Product: solute carrier family 35 member F5
Exons: 16
Coding region: 157-1599 (480 amino acids)
Biological process (GO): regulation of peptide transport
Cellular component (GO): membrane
Source: RefSeq, a predicted model, not a curated record